AAAGAGAGAGGUAGCUUGGAGAGAACAGAGAAGGGAGGGAAAGAAAGUAACAGAAAUAAUCCCAUAAUUACAAGGAAAGAGUGAAAGCCUUUUCAUCUUUCUCGAAAGGACUGAAGAAUAGGACACCAGUGUCACAUGACAAAGGGGAAGAAGGAGUGAGAGCGAGAGAGAGCAAGAGAUGAAGAGAGAGGAGACAAAGAGAGAGCGAGCGAGAAAGAGAGAGCGAGGAGAGACAAAGGGAGAGCGAGCGAGAAAGGGAGCAGAGGGAGGGAUAGAUAGAGACAAACAAGGGGAGCUGACAAAAAAAAGAUUCAAAGCUUGCCCUGCCCCCUCAUCCAUAUCUGGGAAACAAGGGAAUACGGCAACAGAUACAAGCCAGGGAGAGAGGGACCAAGAGAGAGAGAGAGACCGAGAGAGAGAAAGAGACUGUUGAAUGAACUUGGCCAUUAUAUUCUAAGGAGAUACAAACAUUCCUUUAUCAGACAGUCAGAAAGAGAAGAAGAGACUGAGGAGAACAGAAGAUGAGGGAGAGUCUUUCUUCAAAAUCGUUCCAUUCUUUUUUUUAGAGGAAGAAAAGAGAAAGCAUAAGGGGGAGUUUUGGAGAGAGAGAAGCGAAAGAGGAGGGGGGGGACGAGAUAAAUAAUGAAUUAACUUAGACUUCUAAGGGCUGUGGAGAUGUUUUUCCUUUCUUGAGAAAAAUAAUCGUACCAAAAUAACAAAAAAACAUCUUAACAUCUGACAUUGUUGAUUCUCUAAAUGUAGUUUUUUCACCCUGCAAGUGAGCCCGAAAAGCAUAUGAGUGAAGAAAUCUCAUGGACGCGACUGAGAUGGAUAGAGAAAGGCAAGACAGAAAAUUCUGACAUGGUGUCAACCCAUAUUGACAGAGACAAAGUGUGGAGAGGAAGAAGUGGGAUAUUCAGUGACAGACGCAUCUACCCCCAGACACAGGUACACUCUGAUCAAUAUUAAGAUCAAUCAAAAUAUCCAUUGUCAUCAUCACAGAUGAUAUUUAUCCUGAUACAUCGUUCAUCAGUCUUUAUUGCUUCUAGACUUCAGCAUGGAGUGCCUAAGAAUGAUAUCAUAUUGCAGUUUGUUUAUAUUCUACUCUAUACAUUACAACACCAUUUAUCAAAUAAUUUCAAGCUAUUGUUGUUAAAGUGAUCAUUUGAUUGUAAGCUAAUAAUCUUCGCUCGUUUUGUUAUUCUAAAUGAUCACUAAUAGCUAUCAUUGUACGAAUAUUUGUUUAAUUGUACAUGUAUGAAUUGCUGUUCUUGGAUGAAAAGCAAAAUCCUUCCUCUUUACAUGAGUGGAAAAUUAUUAUACGACUCUAAAAGUAUAAACAGUCAUUGCUUUCUUAACAGCAUAUCUGCUCUGUUUAAAACCAUUGAAAUAUCAGAAUUGAAUAAAAAACAUAUCUUCUGAAUAAUAUCUAAUACCAUUUACCACAAUUUUUUCUAUUACAGAUGUUUAAUAACAAUUAUAUUGUUCUUGAAAUAUGUGCCAUCUUUAGUGGCAAAGUGGACAUUAUAAAAGGGAGAGGGGACAGACACGUUAGGUGCACAAAAAUUCCUGUCUGUCAGAAUCAGAGGCUGGGACCAGAGGAGAGAGCAUUGCUCAGCUGUAGCUGUUCUCCCUGAACAACUGUGCCUGUCGGCCGCUUUACAAAGUCUAUGUGUGAAAAGCCUUUGCACAGUGAAGGAGAAAAGCUUUUGCACAGACACAUGAAAAGGGAAGAGGAACUCAAGAAGGACCAACUGUGUAACCUAGAUAAGCUGAAAUAGAAAGACCACAGCAGACUGGAGAGCAGGGCAGGAUUUCUUUCUUCCAGAACUUCUACUCCUCACUUGGACAAUAGGGACUCUCAAUACAACUUGAGAGGGAGGGCAGUCAGAGUGUCAGGGGGAGGGAGAGAGGAAGAACAGACAAUAACCUCCUGAGAGAAAGGAGGGAUAGUCCGCAAUAGAGAGAGGAGGGGAAGUUCCCCCUCUCUCGACCCAUCUCAUCGUCAGGCUGGCAGGUGCAGCCACGGCGUUCACCUUCGCAGCCUUCUGCUACAUGCUCACCUUAGUGCUAUGUGCUGCACUCAUCUUCUUCGUCAUCUGGCAGAUUAUUGCGUUUGACGAGCUGCGCACAGACUUCAAGAACCCAAUCGAUCAGAGCAACCCCACCAGAGCGAGGGAAAGAAUUCUGAAUAUUGAAAGAAUCUGCAACUUGCUGCGGAAGCUGGUGGUGCCAGAAUACUCCAUCCAUGGGCUGUUCUGCCUGAUGUUCAUGUGUGCUGGAGAGUGGGUCACCCUGGGCCUAAACAUCCCCCUGCUCUUCUACCAUCUUUGGAGGUUUUUCCAUCGGCCAGCAGAUGGGUCAGAGGUCAUGUAUGAUCCUGUCAGUGUGAUGAAUUCUGACAUCCUGAACUACUGUCAGAAGGAGUCUUGGUGUAAGCUGGGCUUCUACCUGCUCUCCUUCUUCUACUACCUGUACAGUAUGGUCUAUGCCUUGGUGAGUUUCUAAACACAGUAUAGAAGACCAAGAGGAGAUUGAAAGACAGAGAAAGAGAACGACUAAGACCGGGUGAUGUCACUCACCCCUCGUUCUCACCACCCAUUACUCCAUCAUCACAGACCAUGAUUUGCUCUCCUCAAAUCUUUGGCUGGAGGGACGAACCUUGGAGGACAUUGUGAGGAAAUAAGGCAAAGCAAAGAGACGUUGUUACGCCUGCUCAAGACUGCAACCCAUCUAGAAGAGGAGGAGCAGACAUAGAAGAGCCACAAAGGAGGAGGAAUGAAAUAAAGAAGAGAAAGAGAGAACACAUCUCAACUAGUAUACGUGUUGCCUUGAUCUGACCACAUCACUUCUUAGGGCCUGCAGGUCUCCUCUGCUAUUCUGAGUAUUACAGUCACUCAACUGUGAAUUUAUAAACUUUGUGUUGCCUAAGUCCUAAAGUAGAUGUUGCAGAUUCAUAUCCUUCCAUUCCAAUAAACCUUUUUAGAAAAGAGAAUACAAAAUGCACAAAACGUAUUUUGUUCUUCUACCGAUUUGGUAUUUCAAUAAUUCAGUAGUUGUGGUAGAUAAUUUUCUGAGGAUAAGAAUAGUUGUUUCAUCAGAUAAAUACACCAUUCAAUGCUACUAUUUCGAACCAGCGUGAUGGUAAUUGUGUUAUUCAAAAAUAUAAAAUGUAUGAACUCAUAAAUUACAUGCGAUGGGCAUAAGCUUCUGUGAAGGAUCGCGGACACCCCGGAGUGGUGUUUGAGUCUAGGUCCAUUCCAGUCAAGGCACUAUCUCCCAGAUCCCAGUCCCCACCCAGGGAAAACAGGCACAUUUCAUUCCAACACAAAAUUAUUCAGGAUUGAAAUGGAUGUUUUGACUCUGGGUGACUUGGAACUUGGGUGUUUAAGUAUUCUGUGUUUGUCUGUUCUGUUCUAGGCAGGAAGGGCUGAUUUCACCAAGACUUUCCAAAGAGCUCUGCGCUCCGUGAUUCUAGAUCAUGGAAACCUCAUUCAAGAAAAGCAAUUUUAAAUUCACAACAACAGCAAUGUGAUCAUAGCCUAGGAGAGAUGACUGUGCAUGGGAUCGUAUUUCCCCUGUGGAAUAAUACUGUGUGACACAAGUAGCAGACGAGGCUGCUGAAGAUGAUGAUAGAUCGGUCUGCUGUGAUGACUAUGUCAGGCGCAGUAAACCUUCUCACAUAGAACACUAUGGUUGGACUUACAUAACUGUUCUUACUCAAGUGUUACAGUGAUCGUUGGCAGACACUUGACUCUUGGUUCAUUUCAAAGCCGUGACUUAGCUAGCGAUGCCCUCAUCAUCAUGUAACCAUAGCUCUGUGUGUAGCUCAUUGAUAAUGAUCACACUGUGUCAUUUUAAACUCAUUAGAGAAAUGAGUCGUACUGGAACUUGAAAAAUACUGUGUGAUUAUUUGUUUACCAUAAACUGACCAUAAUUGUAGUAAUUAAUUGUGUACGACAAAUCCGAUAGGGUUCAUGUUGGCAUCUGAACACAGCGUCCUGCAUUAUAGUGGAGCCACUCACAUUUGAGUAAUGUGUCAAUGUUGUUCAGCUAGGUUUCUUGUGCCAAUACAUACAGUAUGUUCUGUUCAUCAUGACAGUUCCCUCCAAAACAGAACAACCCUUCAACCCUGACAACAAUGUGAGUAAAUCACAGACAGUCGCUAAAGCACAAAACAGGGGGGACACAAAGGAGAGGAAAUAUAGCUAGGUUGACCAUCAAUGAAUGUCAUAAUGCAGUUUAUCAGAAUUAAUUAAUUAAUAUACAGUAUAUUGAAGAAUAACUAUUUGAUACUAUCUUUUACACAUCUCUCAUCACUGUAUGCUAUAUUUGUUGGUGUGCUAGUUUGUAUUCAUUAUAAUACAAUAUGAUAUACAGUACACACAGCAAUUCACAUAUUCUAAUAAAAUAGCAAUGUGUUACAAUA
Oncorhynchus mykiss (rainbow trout) is the source of this 4429-nucleotide messenger RNA. Its product is annotated as protein cornichon homolog 2. The record is from RefSeq and is a predicted model, not a curated record. Gene Ontology annotation, biological process: vesicle-mediated transport. Lineage: Eukaryota; Metazoa; Chordata; Actinopteri; Salmoniformes; Salmonidae.